AUGUCAUACGGAUUCACUUUUGAUGAUAUCAAGGACCUGUCCGGUAAGGUCGCCAUCGUUACAGGCGGCAACUCCGGUCUAGGCGAAGUAAUUGCCCGCGAACUUGCCCGCAAGCACGCAAAGGUCUACAUUGCAGCGCGGUCGCCCGCCCGCGCGGAGCAAGCGAUCGCGCGCAUCAAAGCCGCGCUAAGCGACGUCGACGGACUCGACGACAACCUGCUCUUUCUCGAGCUUGAUCUCGAGACAAUGAAGGGCUCUGUGGCGGCCGCAAAGUUUUUCAUGAAGCUUGAGAGUCGGCUGGAUAUUUUGGUGGCUAAUGCUGGGUUGGGUGCUACUAAAUCCGAGCUGACACCAGAUGGAUACGAACGCAACUUUGGAGUAAACCACCUCGGUCAUUUUGCAUUCAUCACCACUCUCCUCCCACUGAUUGAGAAAACCGCAACCGAGCACCCGGAGUCCGACAUCCGGAUCGUCCUGCAAUCCUCGACGAUCCACUACCGAGCCACAAAGAUCGACUACUCCGACGUCACCAAGACAUACAAGUCCUCUUGGUCUGCCCUGACCCUUCAGGAAAUGAUGGGCCGCUACGCGCGGUCCAAACUCGCAAACGUGUACUUGUCGCGCGAACUCUCGGAGCGGCUGAAGGAUUACAAGAAUAUCUACGUGAACGCGUGCCAUCCGGGCCUGGUGUACACCCACAUCUUUGACCUCUCGACCUCGCCUUUGCCGUCAUGGAUGCAGUAUAUCGGCUCCAGGCACGCCUGGCUGUGCGGCGUCCCGCUCGACGACGGCGUCAAAACCGCGCUGUUCCUUGCAACCGACAAGCGCGUGGUCACAGAGAAUAUCAAAAAGGUGUUUAUGUACCCCGGACCGCAGACCCCUCUGGCGGGAUUUUUCUACUGUAGCAGCGUGUUCCCGAAGCCUUUGAAUAGCAUUGGCUCGGACGAUGAGGAGGCGAGGAAGUUGUGGGAGUUUUCGGAGCAGGCGCUGGCCAAGGCUACUGCGUCGUAG
Molecule: messenger RNA, 1011 nt
Organism: Myxozyma melibiosi
Lineage: Eukaryota; Fungi; Ascomycota; Lipomycetes; Lipomycetales; Lipomycetaceae
Exons: 4
Coding region: 1-1011 (336 amino acids)
Source: RefSeq, a predicted model, not a curated record